Notothenia coriiceps (black rockcod) is the source of this 782-nucleotide messenger RNA. RefSeq names its product coiled-coil domain-containing protein 106-like. The record is from RefSeq and is a predicted model, not a curated record. Gene Ontology annotation, cellular component: nucleoplasm. Bases 17 to 313 code for a protein of 98 amino acids. NCBI's taxonomy places the organism in Eukaryota, Metazoa, Chordata, Actinopteri, Perciformes, Nototheniidae. The transcript has 2 exons.
AGACCCAGAAGGGGUUAUGAUUCGCUAUAACAAGAUCCUUACCACCUACCAGCGGGUGAGGAGCAUGUCCAGAGCCUUCCAGGUCCACGGAGUGGACAGGAACACCAUGGCCUCCACCUCCCCCAUCGCAGAGCUGCUGCUGGUGGCUCCAGAGAAGGUGGCGGAGGUCGGGGAGUUUGAGGCUUCGAAGGAGAAGCUUUUGGAUUACGCACGGCGGUGCUACAAAACCAUGGACGAGCAGACGCAUGUGAAGGUCCAGGCCAUGAAGAAGACCCACAAGCUGCUGCCCAUCUCCUACAGGUUCAGAAACUGAGGGACAGGAGGGGGGACGCUGCAGGAGGCAGGGGGGUUCUACACUAAACUUUACAUUUAGAUUUGUCAUUGCCUUAAAAAGAUACAAGACAUGUGAGAAUGUCAAGAUAGAUGCCAAGGUAUAAUAUUAUUUUAGUUAAAAAACCUGCUUGAUUGAUCGUUUGCCUUAAUCCAGGAAGGAAGUGAAGGUGGACAUUUACAGGAAGACAAAGUAUAGUGUGAAUUAUCAUGUCCUUUUCAUUUCCAACCAUUAUUUGAAAUACUGCAAACUGUUUAUAUAUCAGUCAUCAGAGUAAAAUAUUAUUUACAGAACCAAAUGGAUUGUUUAUUUAAAUGAUGGCAUUUAUCUUUUUGUUUGUAUCAAAAGAAAUAAACGUGUAUUUGCUUUUAUUUAAUGAUUUAUUUCUUUGAAAAAAUAACAGUACAUUUAAAAUGUAUAAUUGUAAAAAUAAAAUUGGUUUUGUUCAUAA